Messenger RNA from Xylaria bambusicola, 6037 nucleotides. RefSeq names its product kinesin heavy chain. NCBI's taxonomy places the organism in Eukaryota, Fungi, Ascomycota, Sordariomycetes, Xylariales, Xylariaceae. The transcript is spliced from 2 exons. Gene Ontology annotation, cellular component: microtubule; kinesin complex. The record is from RefSeq and is a predicted model, not a curated record. Bases 260 to 5590 code for a protein of 1776 amino acids. Gene Ontology annotation, biological process: cytoskeleton-dependent intracellular transport; microtubule-based movement. Gene Ontology annotation, molecular function: microtubule motor activity; ATP hydrolysis activity; ATP binding.
AUGCGCCAGUUGGUUUGACUUUUUGGGUGGACAGACUUUGGAAUCGCGACCCGUUGUUCCCUUUUUCGAGGCCACUAUUACUCAGUACGGUAUAGGGCCAAUCCGCUCCCACUCUGUCACCGCCAGACUUGCGAGAUCUCUUUCGCAUGUUAUCCCAAUACGACUCCUCCAUUUGUCGCAUACUGUAAUAGCCAACCGCCUCUGAUCGAGCUUCCGGAGUAAAUACACGGUCGAGGGCACUGUCCUUAAUCUGCCCAUCAUGGCGCCUGCUGGUGGUGGGAACAUUAAGGUGGUGGUGAGAUGUCGACCUUUCAAUAGUCGAGAAAUCGAUCGCGGGGCAAAAUGUAUUGUAGAAAUGAAGGAUAAUCAGACCGUCCUCACGCCACCAACCGACGGCACGCAUGCCGGUAAAGGGCCCAAAGAUUUAGCUCCCAAGUCCUUUGCCUUCGAUAGAUCCUACUGGUCCUUCAACAAAAGUGAUCCGACCUAUGCCGGACAGGAAAACCUCCAUAACGAUCUUGGAAAACCUCUCCUGGAUAAUGCAUUUCAGGGUUACAACAACUGUAUUUUUGCCUAUGGCCAGACAGGUUCCGGGAAAUCGUAUUCGAUGAUGGGUUAUGGCAAGGAACACGGUAUUAUUCCCAAAAUUUGUCAAGAUAUGUUCGAGAGGAUCAAAGAUUUGCAACAGGACAAGAAUACGCGAUGUACUGUUGAAGUAUCCUACCUUGAAAUCUACAACGAAAGAGUUCGAGAUUUGUUAAACCCGUCAACAAAGGGUAAUUUGAAGGUCCGAGAACAUCCUUCCACCGGCCCCUAUGUCGAGGAUUUGGCCAAGCUUGUGGUCGGUAGUUUUCAGGAGAUCGAGAACUUGAUGGACGAAGGUAACAAGGCGAGGACUGUCGCCGCUACGAACAUGAACGAGACGUCCAGUCGAAGUCACGCUGUUUUCACUCUGAUUCUGACACAAAAGUCUUUUGACACGGAUACCAAGAUGGAACUGGAAAAGCAAGCAAAGAUUAGUCUGGUCGAUCUCGCAGGUUCAGAAAGAGCAACAUCCACAGGUGCCACAGGUGCUCGACUCAAAGAAGGUGCUGAAAUCAACAGGUCACUCUCAACUCUCGGUCGUGUGAUAGCAGCGCUGGCCGAUCUCUCCACGGGGAAGAAGAAAAAGGGCGCUGGAGGGACUGUACCAUACCGAGACAGUGUGUUGACAUGGCUCCUCAAGGACUCGUUGGGUGGAAACAGUAUGACGGCCAUGAUUGCGGCUAUUAGUCCCGCUGAUAUCAAUUAUGACGAGACUCUGAGUACCCUGCGCUAUGCGGAUUCUGCCAAACGAAUCAAGAACCAUGCUGUGAUCAAUGAGGAUGCCAAUGCUCGUAUGAUCAGAGAGUUGAAGGAAGAACUUGCUCUACUAAGGAGCAAACUUGGAGGCGGAGCUGUGGGAGUAGCUGGCGGUCCUGGCGGUGCUCCUGUGCCACCUGAGGAGAUCUAUGCUGAAGGCACACCGUUAGAGAAGCAGAUCGUUAGCAUUACUCAAGCGGAUGGCACAGUCAAGAAAGUUUCUAAAGCUGAGAUUGCCGAACAGCUCAGCCAAAGUGAAAAACUACUGACCGACCUUAAUCAGACCUGGGAGGAAAAGCUCCAGAAAACCGAGGAAAUCCACAAGGAGCGUGAGGCUGCGUUGGAAGAGCUCGGGAUCAGCAUUGAAAAAGGCUUUGUCGGGUUGCAUACACCAAAGAAAAUGCCACAUUUAGUCAAUCUAUCAGAUGAUCCCCUUUUAGCAGAAUGCUUGGUUUACAAUCUCAAACCAGGGAAGACAACUGUUGGGAAUGUGGAUUCCAACGCGGAGCAUCAAGCUAAUAUACGUCUCAAUGGAACUCGGAUUAUGCACGAUCACUGUACCUUUGACAAUGCUAUGGAUGGCACCGUCACGAUAACACCAGGCGAAGGUGCAUCGAUCAUGGUCAAUGGUAGACGGAUCACCGAGACAACCAGGUUACAUUCUGGAUACAGAGUUAUUCUUGGAGAUUUCCAUAUUUUUAGAUUCAACCAUCCCAUGGAAGCUAAGGCGGAGCGGGACGAGAACCGUCAAAGCUUACUCCGCCACACCGUGACAGCGAACCAACUGCAGAACAUAACCGCACGUCCAGGUCACGAACGGUCUAUGAGUAAAGCUGGGUCAGAACUUGGUGAUAGCCGUCCCGAAUCGCCUGCCCCUGUCCGUGAAGGGCGGGACUCGGAUUGGUCCCUUGCGAGGCGAGAAGCUGCCGGUGCUAUUCUUGGGACGGACAAAAAUCUCCAAAGUCUUACGGACGAAGAGCUGAAUGCUCUUUUUGAAGAUGUCCAGCGUGCCAGAGCUGAGCGUGUUAACGAGCGCGAGGGCGAGGAUGACGCGGAAUCGAAUUUGUCAUAUCCUGUUCGUGAAAAGUACAUGUCAACAGGAACACUCGAUAAUUUCUCGCUGGAUACAGCGUUAACAAUGCCCUCCACGCCCAAAGCUGGUGAAGCUGACGAACGACUCAAGGAGAUCCGAGAGACUAUGCAAUUUCAGCUAGAAAAACAGAAAGAAGAGUAUCAAGACCAGAUCAAGAGUGCUGAGGCUGCCAAUGUAGAGGUGGAAGAGAUCAAGAAAGAGAAAGAGCGAAUGGAAGAAACAUUAGUCCAAAUCAAGAUCGACAUGGAAAAACAGCUGGCGGUCCAGAAGAAAGAAUUUGAGGCCAAGAUAGAAAAGCUGGAUCCGCUCAAACGGCCAAAAGCCAAACCUAAACUUUCGGCAGAGGAAAUAGAGCGAGCAAAGAAGGCUGUCAACCAUUGGAAGAGUCGUCAUUACGUGCAGAUGGCUGAAGCUAUUCUACAACAUGCGGCAAUUCUGAAAGAAGCCCAGAUUAUGAGCCAAGAACUUGAAGAGAACGUUGUCUUCCAGUUCACAGUGGUGGACCAAGGCCACGGGUUAUGCUCCUCCUAUGACAUGGUGCUCAAUGACGUAACCAAUGAAGAUGAUAUUGUGCUUGAGCAAACCCAGAAACCUUGCGUUGGUGUUCGUGUGGUCGAUUACAAGAACAUGGUGAUCCAUUUGUGGAGCGUGGACAAGCUUUACGACCGAGUAAGGCAGAUGCGUCAAAUGCAUCAGUAUCUCGAUCAGCCCGAGUAUUCACGUCAUUUCAAGCUUGAUAAUCCGUUUGUUGAGGCUUGCAUGCCCGAAUACUCUCUUAUCGGCGAGGUUGACGUUCCCUUGAAAGCUGUCUUCGACAGCCGAGUCCAAGAUUUCACUUUGGAUGUCUUGUCGCCGUACACAUCGCAUGCCAUCGGCAUCAUCAAGGUUUCUCUAGAGCCUUCUAGUGCUCGUGCACCGUCAAGUACAUUGAAGUAUAAUGUGGUUAUGCAUGAUAUGGUUGGUUUCGCGGAGCGAGAAGGAACUGACGUACACGCCCAGCUUUUCAUCCCCGGCGUAUCAGAGAACGGUGCUACAACAACGCAAAUGAUCAAAGAUUUUGACGAGGAGCCGAUACGAUUCGAUAGCGUUCAUAGUAUGAGCGUUCCUUUAUUCGGGCCACGAGACAUCAGCUUAAGAAUUGCCAUCUUCGCAAAGGUUACUGCGAUGCAUCUUGAUAAAUUGCUGAGCUGGGAUGAGAUGCGUGACAUCACACCAGGAUCAGAGAACAAACCCCAAGGUGCACGCAUCAGCGAGUCCCAAUUUUAUACCGCCGAAAAGCAUGACCUGUUGGCACGAAUCCAGGUUCUUGAAAUUGAUGAGGAGGGUGCGUAUACGCCUGUGGAGGUCACGCAGACUGGCGAACUGGAUAUUGGAACGUUCCAAUUACAUCAAGGCCUACAAAGACGCAUAGCUGUCAACUUAUCCCAUAGUUCGGGCGAUGCUUUACCGUGGGAAGAUGUUAGCUCGAUGAGAGUCGGGAAUGUGCAACUAGUGGACCAGUCAGGCAAGGUUCCCGAUAUGUUGUCGCCCACUCCGGAUAUUGCCCUGAGGCUUGGUGGCAAGCCAAGUUUUCGACAAAAUGCGAACGGAACAAGGAGUGCUACAAUAUCAGGGCACUGGGAUUCCAGCUCACACAAUUCCUUACUGCUCGAUCGAGUUACCGCGGACAAGUAUAAGGUUCAGUUGACACUUUCAUGGGACGUUGUUGCAGAUAAAUUGGCAGAACCAAUGCGAUUUUCCACCAACAUUUAUUGCCAGAUCCUUGGGCGGACAUAUGUGCGUCAAGCCUCGAUGCUCUCGGCUCUAUGGCAACAUGUCCGAAUCGUCCAUUCUUCAACGGCAAUUUUCUCAUUAGGUUUAAAGCCAGCCCCGGUUAAACAUGCUGGUGAUCUUUGGAGAAUGAACAGUCAACAUGACUAUGUGAAGGGCGAAGAGGACCUCGUCAACUGGGGCCCGAGGGGGGUAUCCCUAAUAGCAGAUUACAUCGCUGCGAGAAGAAAGAAACGGCGCAUUGCUGAGAUUGGAGCUGCGCAGCUUUGGCUCAAGAAAAUCGGUCUACCCGAGCCCAAACCCAAGCCGAUCGAGGUUGAUGAUCACUCCGAGGAAGAGCUUUCGCCGGUGAAGGCUCAUGACGGGGAUGACGAUUCAAUUAAUGCUUUGCUUAAUGACACGCCAGAGACUUCGCGGCCAUCGACACCCAAUAAAGCUGAUGAGGAUGACGAUCUCGAUGAUAUGGAGGAUUUUUCCGGAAUUAUAGACGAUAUAGAGGAUACGGAGCAUACAGAGAGUGCACAAGUGAAGGCCGCCGAGAGUACUGAGGCAGAAGAUGUCGCAGAGAGCGAAGAGAUUACGAAGCCUGAAGAGGGCAUAGAAAGCGCGAAGAUUGAAGAGAAGGCAGAGACUACAAAGCCUGAAGAGGACUCUGAGAAGAAGCUCCCAUCCGAGUACAACGAAGACGAGUCUACCAUCCUCAAUAAGUGUAUCGACUUAUGGAAGCGUUACCCCGACCCCGUUUUCAAUAUCCUGAGCCCAGCGAACACACUACCUCCCACAAAUGGCAUAGCUCCAGAAUCGGCUGCACCACCGAGACUGAUUGCGACAGUUAUUCGCAUACCUAAGAAUCCAUCCGUUCUCAAAGGUGGCUACCUCUUGGUACCGAGUAACGAUUCAUCAAAAUGGGUGAAGCGUUUUGUUGAACUCCGGCGACCAUAUAUGCAUAUCCACAAUGCUACAAACGGCGACGAAGUUGCCAUUGUCAGUCUUCGUAAUUCAAGGGUUGACAGCCAGCCGGAAAUACUAGCGCUCUUCGGUGGACACGAUAACGGCCAAGACGAUGAAGUGCUAGCGGACAGCAGUAGUGGGAAUUUUCAACCUAGUCAUCGCAGGACAUCUUCAGGGCGACUCAUCUCUUCCAUUUGGGCUGGCAAUCAAACGCAAGGCGGUCCUGGCCUCGGCGGGCUGAGCGAGCGCCUGCAAGCUGGCGUGUUUGCGGUCUACGGAACUGACAAUACUUGGCUCUUUGCGGCUCGCAAUGAGAAAGACAAGCUUGAUUGGAUCCUCCGUAUCGAUCAAAGCUAUUACUCGGGUACUGCCAGUGCCAGCGGUAGUGGAGCUGUCAGUCCACAGCCUAGGCAUUAUGCUCUCAGCGACGACUAACUUGUCAACGAAAAUACUGCCAGACUCGAUGAGCUUCGACAGCUGACUGAAUUUUUGUUUUGGAUGGAAUGAGGUCAUGACAAAUAAUAUAUGAUUACACAAAAUUCACGCAGCAUAUAAAUAUCUUGGUUUCCGGGGGGGCAAUUUGACGACCUAUAGGCGUUUCUUGUUCUUUUUUCUUCCCCUAUUCUCUUCGUUUUCUUUUGUCGUUAUAAUGCAUCACCGUCCCGGCUUGUAUAUAUAACUUCUCGAAACCUCACAUUUGUGGCUCUCAGGUCAACUUAGAUUAUACCCCCCAUUGCACCCUCCUUGCGAGGCUGUUUCAAGAGAAAUAGAGAGGAUCAACAUGAUUUUGGGAUAGUGAAUAAAUGUGUGGCUGCGAUGCUAGAUACCUUCUCAGUGUGAGCAAGGUGGGUGAGCGUGAUUAGGUUUGAGAUUGGUAGUGGG